AUGGCUCCUAGAAAGUGCAACACUCUUACUCUUGCUAUGAAAGUUAAAGUGAUUGAGGCCUACACAAAAGAUAAGUUGUCUGUAAAACAAUGUGUUGAGAAAUUUAAGUGUGGCAAAACACAAAUUUAUGAAGCUAUCAAAAAUAAAGAGAAAAUCAUGGAAGAAUGGUUAGCUGGCAAUGGCGAAGUGAAGAGGAAAGCGAAGGCAACUGGAAAUGAAGAUUUAAACAAGCUCCUGUGGGAAUGGUUUGUAGCUGCACGCUCUAAAAAUGUACCAAUUUCUGGUCUUAUACUACAAACACAAGCCCUCGCACUAGCCAAAGAAUUAGGCAAAACAGAUUUUAAGGCAUCUAACGGCUGGUUGGAAAGUUUUAAAAGGAGGCAUUGCAUUGUAUGGAAUGAAAUAUGUGGAGAAGCAAAGGAUGUAGAUCAAGAAACUGUUAGCCAAUGGGAAGAAAAGCUCAAAAUGCUUAAGGAACCAUACGCUACAAAAGAUAUCUACAAUGGCGAUGAAACUGGCCUAUUCUUUAGGUUGCUACCUUCAAAAACUCUGGCUGUUAAACGUGAAAAAUGCACAGGAGGAAAGUUAUCCAAGGAAAGAUUGACGGUGUUCCUCUGUGGAAACAUGGAUGGGAGAUUGGAGAAGCCUCUUGUGAUUGGUAAGGCAGCAAAGCCACGUUGCUUCAAAAACAUAGACACUACACAGCUUCCCGUUAUUUGGCGUGCAAAUAAAAAAGCCUGGAUGACAGCAGAACUAAUGUCUGAAUGGCUCAAGAUUUUUGACAGAAAAAUGAAGAGAGAAGGUCAUAAAGUCAUCCUGUUUUUGGAUAACGCUACCUGCCAUCCACAUCUGAAACUUAGCAAUGUAAAAUUAGCCUGGUUCCCUGCAAACACAACAAGCGUAACACAGCCAAUGGACCAAGGUGUUAUCUACACGAUGAAGACACACUAUAGAAAAUUAUUGCUACAGUCCUUGGUUGCAAACAUUUCUACCACACAAAAUGUACACCAGCUUGUCAAGUCCAUAACAGUCCUUGAUGCUGUCAACUGGAUUUCUAUGGCAUGGAAGUCUAUUUCUGCUGAUACAAUUUGCAAGUGCUUUGUAAAAGCUGGUUUCUCUAAUUCAAACAGGAACGAUAAUGAAGAAUUGCCAGAAAUAAUACAGGUGACUGUAGAAGAAAACAAUGAUAUUCGUUCAUUAUUCCAGCAAGGAGGUCUUGUUGACAGUGAAAUAGACCGUUACAUUGACAUAGACAAAGAACUUGCGACAGAAAGCACAUUUACAAAUGCUGUGGAACUUAUAGAUCAACAACAAGAUAGUGAUGAGAACAUGGAUGACGAUCAAAGUGCUGAAACCACAGAAAUUCCCAGUGAGCCAGCAAUCAAAAGCUACCAAGAUGCUCUAGAGAUAGUUCACCAGUUGCAAGAGUUUGCAUUAUUUAAUAACUGCCCGGAGCUUCUAGAACCAAUAACAUCCACUAGACAUUUAAUUGAAAAAAGGAUAACCAAUGCCCCAAGAAAACAAGCAACAUUAUUGGCACUGUGGGGACAAGAAAACCAAUAA
Messenger RNA from Bombina bombina (fire-bellied toad), 1563 nucleotides. Its product is annotated as tigger transposable element-derived protein 4-like. NCBI's taxonomy places the organism in Eukaryota, Metazoa, Chordata, Amphibia, Anura, Bombinatoridae. Bases 1 to 1563 code for a protein of 520 amino acids. The record is from RefSeq and is a predicted model, not a curated record. The transcript has a single exon. Gene Ontology annotation, cellular component: nucleus. Gene Ontology annotation, molecular function: DNA binding.